UUUUUUUUUAAUUCGGAAACGAAAAUUUUACCAUUUCUUCAAUUUUGUUCUUGUCCUUUUACGCCGUUGAAAUAUUCAGACAUUGCAUGUAGAAGAAACAUUAUUUUAUAAAUUACUGCGGACGGAUCGCGACAUCUGCAAAUUUCUGCAGAUUAAGUCAUUUUCCCUUUCUGAAUUUUAUGUUUUGGUUUUUUACUUUUGAUGGAUGAGAAAAACUGAUAAUGAAUUGAUCAUUUCGAUAACUUUUGAUUUUCAAGUGGCGUUACCAUUUUUGUCGAUCAUAAACUAUCAUGAGAAAAACCAUUGACUGGCAUCACUCAUAUGGCAUCCAUGGAAAGUGGUUCCUGGACACUUAAUCCACAGGAACAACCUCAGGUGCGUGACAGCACAAAAAUUGGUAUAGAGGGUCUUACUGAAUUAGAGAAACCAGCUUUGAUACCUGGACUUCCAGAUGACAUUGCAUUUUCUUGCUUGGCGAGAGUUCCAAGGAAGUACCAUCCAGUUCUUAACUGUGUUUCCAAGAGAUGGAGAGAGUUAAUCUGUGGUGAAGAGUGGUACUUGUACCGGCUGAAUCAUCAUCUGGAGGAGACUUGGGUUUAUGCUUUAUGCAGAGACAAGUUUGAGCAACUUUGCAUGUUUGUGUUGGAUCCUAACCAAUUGAAAAAAGGUUGGAAGAGGAUUCAUGGCCUUCCAGGUUGUUGCUUGAAGAGAAAAGGUGUUGGGUUUGAAGUGUUGGGUAAGAAAGUUUACCUGUUUGGAGGCUGUGGUUGGAUUGAGGAUGCUACAGAUGAUGUCUAUUGCUAUGAUGCUACAAUGAGUACAUGGACUAGAGCGGGUUCUUUAUCGACCCCUAGGUGUUUUUUUGCAUAUGAAGCUUUAGAUGGGAAAAUCUAUGCUAUAGGUGGGCUUGGAUCAACAUUGAGUGAUCCGCAUUCCUGGGACAUUUACGACAGCCAUACAAAUUGCUGGAGUUCACAUGUAGAUCCAAAUGUAAUUCCAGAUAUCGAAGAUUCAAUUGUGUUGGAUGGAAAGAUUUAUAUUAGGUGUGGUAUUUCAGCUGUAUCCUCUCAUGUGUAUGCUGUUGUAUAUGAGCCGUCUAGCGGUACCUGGCAGCAUGCUGAUACUGACGUGGCAUGUGGUUGGCGCGGUCCAGCAGUUGUGAUAGACGGCGUCUUAUAUGUAUUGGACCAAACUUCGGGUGUGAGACUGAUGAUGUGGCAGAAGGAGGCUCGAGAGUGGAUGGCUAUAAGAAGACUGUCAACACAUCUCAUAAUCCCACCUUGUCGACUUGUGGCAAUUGGUAAGAAAAUUUUUGUUGUUGGGAAAGGACUUAGCACAGUAAUGUUUGAUGUUGAGAGUGCAGGUUGUGUGGAUGGUGUUUUAGUGAGUUCUUCUCUGAAAUUGACUUCUGAUGAUGAAGUAAUAAGUUGCAAAACCCUUGCUGUUUGAGAUUCUCCUGUAAACUAAUCGUGUAAACUAUACAUGACUUUCUUUCCUGAUAAACUUGUUAAGAACACAUACUGAGCUUGUCCAGAAACGACAUGACAUUGUGGGAAGGGAAUGGUUCCGUUAUUUUUUA
This is a messenger RNA of Sesamum indicum (sesame), 1579 nucleotides long. The record is from RefSeq and is a predicted model, not a curated record. Lineage: Eukaryota; Viridiplantae; Streptophyta; Magnoliopsida; Lamiales; Pedaliaceae.